AUGGGUAAAUCUCGAGAAGCAAAGAAACCUCUGAUACCGCAAAACCUUGACGAUAUUGUCGUUUUGGGAAGAUACACUCUGUUGGUAUGCCUUCUGACAGAGUUCGCCUUCCUUUCACAGCUUUCCAAUACAAUGUACAUGGUUUACGCAGGUUCGUCACCAGCAAUCAAAGGAUGCGGGAACAUAACAUUUGCAAGCAUGGAUGACGCUUGCGCCAAUCUCCAUUCAUGCGAAGAUGCUCCAUUGGAACUGGAAAGCCAGUUCUAUUCCGUAAACGAAGAGAAACCAGUAUUCGGUGUUUGUAAUUUAUCAGAAGUGCGCCUCGCUCGUAAAUCACUGGCGGUGAUAGGUCAGCUCAGCGAUAAAAAGAUGAGUCGUUUCCGAGCAGACUUCCUUUAA
Strongylus vulgaris is the source of this 399-nucleotide messenger RNA. The record is from the annotation of a GenBank genome assembly. Lineage: Eukaryota; Metazoa; Nematoda; Chromadorea; Rhabditida; Strongylidae.